AUGUCGGGUAAUGGAUUUAUUCCUUCUUUCAAAGAGCGCAAGAGCCUGAGUAAGUUUGGUUUUGACCCGUUUUUUCUUGGUUUAGGUAUCAAACCCGAAAAGCGAAGAGAUUAGCGGAUAUUGAUCGAAACUCUUGAUCUUAUCUGUCGUAUUUUGCAGAUGAACGCAUGCGCAUGGUGGAAGAGAUCCGCCGACAACAGCCCGACAAGGUUCCAAUCAUUAUCGAGCGUUUCGAGGGCGAGAAGAGCUUGCCGUUGUUGGACAAGUCCAAAUACCUGGUGCCCGGCCAUAUUACCGUCGCCGAGCUGAUGCAGAUCGUCCGCCGUCGUCUGCAUUUGCAUCCCGAUCAAGCGUUCUUUUUGCUGAUGAACGAGAAGUCGAUUGUCAGCAAUUCCAUGACCGUCCAACAGGUCUAUCAGAUGGAGCAGGAACAAGACGGAUUUUUGUAUCUAGUAUACGCGAGUCAGCCCGCUUUUGGAUGA
Molecule: messenger RNA, 482 nt
Organism: Bursaphelenchus xylophilus (pine wood nematode)
Lineage: Eukaryota; Metazoa; Nematoda; Chromadorea; Rhabditida; Aphelenchoididae
Source: the annotation of a GenBank genome assembly